Molecule: messenger RNA, 4899 nt
Organism: Solanum lycopersicum (tomato)
Lineage: Eukaryota; Viridiplantae; Streptophyta; Magnoliopsida; Solanales; Solanaceae
Product: protein STICHEL-like 4
Biological process (GO): DNA repair; DNA-templated DNA replication
Cellular component (GO): DNA replication factor C complex; nucleus; DNA polymerase III complex
Molecular function (GO): ATP binding; DNA clamp loader activity; DNA binding
Source: RefSeq, a predicted model, not a curated record
AAUUCCUCAGCAAAAUUUCCAAGAUUCUCUAUUUUCUCUGUCUAUUUAGACUAUAGAGUAUACACAAACAUUUAUAUAGUUCUUGUUUUCUCUCUGCUAAUUGUUUCUCUCUCUAGCCCACCCACGAAUCUCUCUCUUUCUCUCUCUACUGGUAAAUAAAAAGAACACUACCCAUUUCUGCUCUGUUCAGCUCAUAACUGGUUGUCUCAAUUUCUGAAAAAACAAAGACACAUAAAAAAAACACACAGUAAAACAGGGGUAAGGGGUUAAUGCACAUGUUCUACUUUCUGGGUGUGUGUGUUUGUGAGGUGAGCGGCAACUUCUAUCGUUUUCUUGAAGGAAGCUCUCGUGAAGCUCAUGUGAAAGAUUGAAAAAGAGAUCUGAGAAAAGUUGAGAAAAAAAAAAUGAACACUUUUUAUGAUAGUAACGGGUCACUCGCUGCUUAGUUUCCCCUCUUGAUUCAGGUGAGUGUAGUGUUACUCCCAACUUUUACUUUCUCUUUCCACCGUUUUUGUCAUAAUAUACGGUGACCCUUUACUUCUAAUAAGCUAUUUAAAGCUUAAAAGUGAAGAAAGGUAAGAGUCUUUAUGCUCUAAUUGAGAUGGGUUUUCGUUUUUGCUUUGCUUGUUUUGUUGGGUAGUAAGCAAGAGUGGCAGUUGGCUAUGGGUUUGUGGAGGUUUUGGAUUUUUAAUGGAUAAUGAUUUGUUGUAAGAUUUUUCUUCUUUCGAGUUUUAGCCGUUACUGGACGUGAGAUUUGUUUAGUGGGAAUGUUUAUAAUGAUUCUUGGGGUUAUUUGAUGGUUUUGGAAGGUAAAUUUGGUUUGAUUUGGUCAUUAUUACUAGGUUCUGGGGCGUUGAUAGUGAGAUAAUUUAAUACUGGUGAAUUGGUAGACAUUUUAAGUUGGACUUUUUCAUAAUUGGGAAGAUUUGGAACUGAUUUGGAAAGAAUGAUGCAUUUGUUGAUGUCUAACCAUAAUUCAAGAAUACUUCCGUGUUUGGAUCAAUAUAUGUACUGAUCAUGACCAGGGCUGUUCGUGACCGGAUUCUUAAGGAUGCAAAUGGAAACAUUAGUGAUCACUUACGAAAUCACAUACAUUUGACAAAUUGUAUUCAUUUGAAGAACCACAUGCAUAAGCAUAGCCCCAUCUUGGCUGAUAGGUCCCUUAUGAGGGACCUUGUUGUACUUCAGAGGUCAAGGUCCUUAAGAGAUCCUUCUGCAAGUCCACCCUCAUGGCAAUCUCCUUCUGUUGUCGAUGCCCUUCUUAAAAGAAGUGAAAGGGAUGCUGUUAUGAGCAAUGGUAGGCGGUCUGUAGGCAUAGAUCGACCUAGGGAUGGCAGAGGUUUAUCUGGAAACUCGCCUCCUUUAGCUGUCCGAUCGCCGUCUAGAGUGGCUUCUGCAGAGAUUAAUAAGCAUAAUGCUGAGAGAAUGGCAGGGGCUCCAAGUGAUCGAAGUAGCAAGAGUGGAGUUCGCGAACGGAGGAGAGUCAGGGGAGAAGAAUCAAGCCGUAGGAAUCUGGGAACUGACUACAUUGCUGAAAAGGAUGAGUGUCCCGAUGAUAGAAAUGAUUUGGUCCACGAUCCUGCUUCAGAGAACUCCGAACAAAGGGGUAGAAUUAGCAAUGAAACAGAGAGGCAGAGGCAUGAUCAUCGAACAAGGACCCUCUCUGAGCAAUUAAAUGAUGUUCCAAUUGACAGUGAUGGGGUAGCUUCUUCUCACAUUCAUGCUCGUGGAAGGCAUAAUCAUAAUGAGAAAAUUGCAGAGCAAAUGGAGGCGACAACUCGUGGCAAUGGCAGAGUAAAAAGGCGUAAGUUUCGAGGGGCAAGAAGAACUCGUACUUCUGUUCCUUCAAGGGAUGCUCUUGCCCACAAUGAAAUGUCUGUGGCCUCAAAUUCAUUAGGUCAAGCUUCAGCACACCAAAAAUAUCCUGCAGAAGAUGGCUAUGAAGAGUAUGUCAACCAGAAUGUAACAAGAGAUCCAAGGAAUGGAUGCGGAAUUCCUUGGAACUGGUCAAGGAUUCAUCAUAGAGGAAAAUCAUUUCUCGACAUGGCAGGCAAGAGUUUAUCUUGUGGGUUGUCUGACCCAAGGUCAAAAAGAAGUGGUGGUGGUCCAAGAGGGGGGGAUGCUGCUGAUAUGCCAAUAAUGUCCGAAUACUCGAGCUCAUCUAGUAAAUCUGAAGCAGAGGCAUUGCCCUUACUAUUUGAUGCUUCAAAUUCGCAGGGAAGUUCAGACCAUCCUGCUUGGGUUCAUGAUUAUUCGGGAGAGUUGGGUAUCUAUGCAGACAAUUUACUAAAGCAAGAACUUGACUCGGAUCUUGCUUCAGAAGCUAGAUCAGGCGAGCAACGCAAAUUUCGCACGCGUGGCAAUAGUAGGCACCAGAGUCUAACACAAAAGUAUAUGCCAAGAACAUUCCGAAAUUUGGUAGGACAGAAUUUAGUUGCACAAGCUCUUUCAAAUGCCGCUGUUAAGAGAAAAGUUGGCUUGCUUUAUGUUUUCUAUGGGCCUCAUGGAACAGGAAAGACCUCAUGUGCCCGCAUUUUUGCAAGGGCAUUAAAUUGCCAAUCCAUUGAGCAUCCCAAGCCUUGUGGUUUUUGUGAUUCUUGCAUUGCACAUGAUAUGGGAAGGAGUCGAAAUAUAAGGGAAAUAGGUCCUGUGAGUAAUUUUGAUUUUGAGAAUAUGAUGGAUCUUCUUGAUAACAUGAUUGUAUCGAAACUGCCAUCCCAGUAUAGGGUGUUUAUAUUUGAUGAUUGUGACACACUGUCUCCUGAUUGUUGGAGUGCUAUUCUAAAGGUCAUCGAUAGAGCUCCUAGGCGAGUCGUUUUUAUCCUUGUAUCCUCAAGUCUUGAUGUCUUGCCUCAUAUAAUCAUAUCUAGGUGCCAGAAAUUCUUUUUUCCCAAGUUGAAGGAUGCAGAUAUCAUCUAUACUUUGCAAUGUAUUGCAACCAAGGAAGAUCUUGAAAUCGAAAGGGAUGCACUCAAGCUUAUUGCAUCAAGAUCAGAUGGAUCGCUGAGAGAUGCUGAAAUGACUCUUGAGCAAUUGAGUUUGCUUGGCCAGAGAAUCUCUGUCCCUCUUGUUCAGGAGCUGGUUGGACUUAUAUCCGAUGAGAAAUUAGUGGACUUACUUGACUUGGCAUUAUCUGCUGACACUGUCAAUACAGUGAAACAUUUGAGGGAUAUCAUGGAAUCUGGUGUCGAACCCUUAGCUUUAAUGUCACAACUUGCUACAGUCAUAACUGAUAUACUUGCUGGGAGCUAUGACUUCACAAAAGAAAGGCCUCGGAGGAAGUUCUUUCGACGCCAAGCAAUAUCAAAACAAGAUAUGGAAAAACUGCGUCAAGCUCUGAAAACACUAUCUGAAGCUGAAAAGCAGCUGAGAAUGUCAAAUGACAGACUUACCUGGCUUACAGCUGCAUUGCUGCAACUCGCUCCAGAUCAGCAGUAUAUGUUGCCCAAUUCCUCAGCUGACACUAGUUUUAUUCAAAGUCCACUAGACUUGAAUAAUGCAGGGGGAACAGAAAGACCCAGGAAAAGCAAUGUCGAGCAUGCUGACAUGCUACACAAAAACAGAGGGUUCCCAUCAAAAAGUAGAGUAGAAAACUUUCAAGCUGGAUGUUCUAGUGAUAUUUACUCCGACGCCAGGAUGAAAGGGGUUCACAUUGGUGGGAAAGGGCAUAAUGGAACUGGAGAAUUUACUCAAAAAGCUUAUGGCGUCUCUAGUGAUAAAAAUAGAACAAGUAGUGGUCAGGUUACAGGUAAGUUGCACCAGGAUAUUGAAGAAAUGUGGUUAGAAGUGCUUGAAAAUAUCGAAAUAAAUGGCUUAAAAGAGUUUAUGUAUCGUGAAGGGAAGCUUACCUCAGUCAGCUUUGGAGCAGCUCCAACUGUGCAGUUACUGUUCAGCUCACAUAUAACAAAAUCCAAAGUAGAGAAAUUUAGGGGUCAUAUUUUACAAGCUUUUGAGUCUGUUCUUGGGUCCCCCGUGACAAUAGAAAUCAGAUGUGAAUCCGGGAAAGAUGGCAGGGCUGGACCAAUUGUGUUGUCAGCACCUCAUGGUGUAUCUCAUAUAGGUACAAAUCCUGGCAUUCAUGGUAAUGGGGUGAGAAUGGCAGGUCCUGAUGAAAUCAGCAGGGCACAAGUGAAUGAUAGCGAAGGUUUAGCAUUUAGAAAGCUCGACUCGAGAGGAAUAGGUGGUAGCGAGAUAGUUGAAGAGGAAGCUUCUCCAAGAGAAUCAAAACACAAUGAUCAGAUCGACAACAAUACACAAUUUGAUAGGCGGAAUUUAGAAAGGGAUUUUCCGGGAGGGAUAAUGUCAAUUGCCAAAAAUUCAUCCACCUCCAUUCCUGAACGAAGAAACUUAGGGGAUAGAAGCCAGAGUUUGAGCUUAGUUAAGAGCAAGGUAUCUCUUGCUCACGUAAUUCAGCAGGCAGAAGGAUGCACACGGCAAAGUAGCUGGUCAAAACGCAAGGCUGUUUCUAUCGCUGAUAAGCUUGAACAAGAGAAUUUGAGAUUAGAAGCAAGGUCAAGGAGCUUGCUUUGUUGGAAGGCUAGAAGAGUCACCCGCCGACAGCUUUCGCGAUUGAAAACAAGAAGUAGGAGGCCAAAGAGCUUACUGAGGUUCGUUUCUUGCGGAAAAUGUCUCUCUGGUAGGUCUCCAAGGUAGCAGUGAAAUGUAUCAGAUUAAUUUCCAGUUUUAGUUCUACUAUUUGUUCAACGUCAGUCAAUCUUUGUUUAGAAGGUCAAUUUUAUUUUUUCCAAUAAUAAAUGGAAGGUGCAACAUUAUUAAUAUAUCUUUUUCUAGUUUAGCAAUUUUCUCUUUUAGAUGUCUACAGUAGCUCUCAUGUACUACAACACUAUUCUACAUUCUUAUAAAUUAUUGGGAAUUCAUUUUUCCUCUUUUACUAUGACA